AUGUUUUUUUGGGACAGCUGCCCUUUCACAGAUGACGAUGACGACGAUGUUCCACUUUGCAGUUGUCAGGGCAUCAACCUCACCAACUGCCGUUACGAUAGCGUGCGUCGCGCUGCGGAGAAAUUAGGAAUUAAAGAGGCAAAGCCAGGUGAGGACUGGACUUUGUUUUGGACCGAUCCCCGUCCUUGUGAAGAAAAAUUUAAAGAAAUGAAACCGUAUCAGAAAAUCAACCAUUUGCCCUCUAUGACUGAAAUCUGCCACAAAAAUUCACUAGCGACUAACUGGAAGCACAUGCUAAAGUUUUUCCCCGAAGACUACAACAUUUUCCCUAGGACGUGGACUUUUCCCAUAGAGUACGGCCUUUUUAAAACAUACGCCAGGGACAAAGACAAAUGUUACAUUUGCAAACCGAACGCGGGCAGUCAAGGCAAAGGCAUCUCCAUCUUCACGUCGUGGGAUAAAGUUCAGCCAGAGCAAGAUAUGAUCUGUCAGGAAUACAUCGACAAGCCUCUGCUCAUCGACGGAUUCAAGUUCGACAUGCGCAUCUACGUGCUGGUGACCUCGUGUUACCCCUGGAGGAUCUACAUGUACAACGAGGGGCUCGCUCGCUUUUGCACUGUUAAGUAUGAAGAGCCAACAGAUGAAAAUGUGAAUAACAAGUAUAUGCAUCUAACAAACUUCACCAUCAACAAGGACAGCGAGACGUUCGUCAAUGAUGAAAAGACGGGGAGCAAACGAAAGUUAUCGACUCUAAAGAAGCAGUUGACAUCCAACUACAAGAACACGGAGAAGAUCUGGAGCAACAUCGAGGACGGCAUUGUGAAAACGCUGGUCUUGGCUCACUCCCGCAUCCAGCACGGCUACACCACUCUCUUUUCCAAACACGUGGUGGGAAGCGCUUGCUUCCAGAUCUUGGGCUUUGACGUGCUGCUGGAUGAGGAAUUCAGGCCAUGGGUGCUUGAGGUGAAUCACUCUCCAGAUUUUUCCACUCUGCUGCCGCUGGACUGCGAUGUCAAGGACGCCUUACUUUACGACACUCUAGUCCUUAUCAACUUGGCUCCCUUUGACCGGUGCAGGAUGAUCAAGGAGGAGAAGCGGAAGGUGGAGGAGCGCAUGAAACAAAAUGUGCGGAUAGAAGAGAGGCUGGAAAACGAACAGCAGCGCCGGGCCACCAUGGUGGAGGAGAUGGAGAGCUACGAAGACGAUCACCUGGGAAACUUCAAAAGGAUCUACCCCAGUGAGGGAAACGAGAAAUAUGACAAGUACUUAAAAGUGGAGGACAGGCUCUACAAGACUAAGAACAAUGACUUCACUAAAAGCACAAUCAUCAACACUGAACCGCCAUCCUCCAGCGACUUGUGA
Nerophis lumbriciformis (worm pipefish) is the source of this 1362-nucleotide messenger RNA. NCBI's taxonomy places the organism in Eukaryota, Metazoa, Chordata, Actinopteri, Syngnathiformes, Syngnathidae. The record is from RefSeq and is a predicted model, not a curated record.